This is a messenger RNA of Schistosoma bovis, 1771 nucleotides long. NCBI's taxonomy places the organism in Eukaryota, Metazoa, Platyhelminthes, Trematoda, Strigeidida, Schistosomatidae. The record is from the annotation of a GenBank genome assembly.
UCUUUUUCAUAAUAUCAUACGAUAAAUGUAAAUAAAGUGGUAUAUAUUGAAAAUUAUUUUAUAUGGAUAAAUUGACAGCAGCUGAAUAAUCUUGAAAGUUGAGACUACCAAGUAUUUAGUUUUUUCGUGUUUGUUUUAAACAUCUCAGUAAUAUGCAUCCACUAAUAUUAAAAUUUGGGUUUUAGAUUUUCACAAUGAGUACAAUACAUUUAAGUCACUUAAUCAGAAUCUAGUGAUCUAUAUAUUUCUAAUUCUAGUCAAUGGUAAUCGAAUGUUAUCACUUUUAUCAUGGGCGACUUCAAAUGUUAUAACUUAUCACUAGAUGUUAGGAUAAUUAAUCUCCAACCUGGUAUUCAUCCAGUGAUUUUGAAUGCCAGUUGAUUAUGUGCCGGGAUUAGACGAGAUUGUUAAAUUACACCGUGGAAAAAAUCUACACUUUUCUUCGGAUAUUGACAAAGCAAUAGAUGAAGCUGAAAUGAUUUUUAUCUCAGUGAAUACCCCAACAAAAAACUGGGGCCUCGGUAAGGGUAGAGCAACUGAUCUGACUAACUUGGAGGCUGCAGCUCGACGUAUAGCUAAAGUAUCACGACAACCCAAAGUUAUAGUUGAAAAAAGUACAGUACCGGUGAAAGCAGCAGAGACUACAAGUACCAUACUUCAAUUUGAAGCUAAGUCUCGUCGUAACAUAUCCAGUCUUACAAUAACAACUAAUAAUAAUGACAAUAAGCUUAAUGAAUUUGUAGUCUUAUCGAAUCCGGAAUUUCUAGCUGAAGGUACUGCUGUCAAUGAUUUAUGUAAUCCAGAUCGUAUUCUAAUUGGUGGUGAUUCACAUUCGUCAUCUGGUGAAUUAGCAAUUGAAAUGUUACGUUGGAUAUAUUUACAUUGGGUACCAGCAGAACGUAUACUGAUUACAUCGACCUGGUCAUCGGAAUUAUCUAAAUUGGCAGCUAAUGCUUUUCUUGCUCAACGUAUUAGCAGUAUCAAUGCUAUCUCGGCUAUAUGUGAACAAACAAGUGCUGAUAUUAAAGAAGUGUCUAAAGCAAUCGGUGCAGAUCAUCGAAUUGGUCCAUAUUUUUUAAAUGCUAGUCUUGGCUUUGGUGGUAGUUGUUUUCGUAAAGAUAUUUUAAGUUUGAUGUAUAUAUCAGAGACAUUGAAUUUACCAGAAGUAGCUUCUUAUUGGUAUAGUGUACUACAAAUGAAUAAUUAUCAAAUUAAUAGAUUUACACGUAAUGUAAUUGAAAAAUUGCACAAUACAUUAAAAGGAAAACGUAUUGCAAUAUUUGGCUUCACUUUUAAAGCGGAUACAUAUGAUACAAGAGAUAGUCCUGUGAUACCAUUGUGUAAUCAGUUAUUACAAGAACAGGCUGAACUAGCAAUCUAUGAUCCUAAAGCUCUUCAUAAACAAAUUGAAUCAGAUUUAUUAAUCAAUAAUAAUAAAGAUUCAUUCAAUUCGUCCACAUUUGUUCUACGCCCGAAGAAGCUGUCACCAACGCCUAUGCUAUUCUGAUAUGCACAGAUUGGAAAUGUUUCCAAGAAUAUGAUUAUGCGAAAUUUUACCGUUUAAUGACGAAACCAGCAAGAAUAUUUGAUGGACGCAUUAUAUUAAAUCAUAAACAAUUAAGUCAAAUAGGUUUUAUUGUUGAAGCAAUUGGUAUUGCAUCAGAAAGUUUUACCAUGAAUGGUUAUGUUGAAUAAUAAUAAUAGUAAACAGUAGUAAUACAAUUUAAUAUAUUAGUUAUUAUUACUUUUAUUUUUGACGUCAGCUUCGACC